AACCGCUUGAUUUCAUUUUUCAAUUUCAUCCCUCUUUCGGCUCCCAUGAACUAGGGUUUUUUGUUUGGACGGUGGGAGAAGGCGAGAACAAGUUGUAGGCUCAGUGAUCUUUCCACAUUGUUCGAGUUGAAUAGAGCAAGUAUCAGAUGGCCCCGCCCGCAAAAGCUACUGCCAAAAAGCCUGAUGCCAAAGCACAAGCUGUGAAGGUUGCGAAGGCUGUGAAGUCAGGGGAUUCUACUCUGAAAAAGAAGUCCAAGAAGAUCCGCACCUCUGUGACUUUCCAUCGGCCAAAGACAUUGAAGAAGGAGAGAAACCCAAAGUAUCCCAGAAUUAGUGCUCCUCCAAGGAAUAAGUUGGACCACUAUCAGAUUCUCAAAUACCCAUUGACCACUGAGUCUGCCAUGAAGAAAAUUGAAGACAACAACACUCUUGUUUUCAUUGUGGACAUCCGUGCUGAUAAAAAGAAGAUCAAAGGUGCAGUCAAGAAGAUGUAUGACAUUCAGGCAAAGAAAGUAAAUACACUAAUCAGGCCUGAUGGUACCAAGAAGGCUUAUGUCAGAUUGACCCCAGAUUAUGAUGCUCUGGAUGUUGCAAACAAGAUUGGUAUCAUAUAAGAUUGUUCAAGACGUCAGCAAAAUUAGUUUUUUCUUUUUCUUUUUUUUUUUCUUUUUCAGUUCCUUUGUUAGAUUCUUUCUAGUGUUUUGAGUUGAAGUUUUGUAAUUUCACCGGUUCAACUGUUGCAUUUGAUUAUGUUCGCAUUAGACAAUUGAGAAAGUGGAUGCUCAGAAUUUUCUACCGAUCUUAAAAA
Dioscorea cayenensis subsp. rotundata (Guinea yam) is the source of this 808-nucleotide messenger RNA. RefSeq names its product 60S ribosomal protein L23A. NCBI's taxonomy places the organism in Eukaryota, Viridiplantae, Streptophyta, Magnoliopsida, Dioscoreales, Dioscoreaceae. Bases 147 to 614 code for a protein of 155 amino acids. The transcript has 4 exons. The record is from RefSeq and is a predicted model, not a curated record. Gene Ontology annotation, cellular component: ribosome; cytosolic large ribosomal subunit. Gene Ontology annotation, molecular function: structural constituent of ribosome; rRNA binding. Gene Ontology annotation, biological process: ribosomal large subunit assembly; translation.